AUAUUUUAAAACAUAUUUUUCAAUUCAAUUUUGCAGUUUUACCACAAAAUGCAAUUUUAUAGAGUAAUUUCAGUAAGGAAAUUAUUUUUCAGUAAAACCCACGUUCUUCCAAAAACUCUGAAAAAUUUUUUAACUAGUAAAGUAGAUACGCCAAAAAAUGUUUAUUAUCAACACUACACAAAUUUACCAUUGCCAAAAAAUAAGAUUCUAGGAACAUACAUUUGGAUAGAUGGAAGUGGAAUAAUGAUGAGAUCAAAGGAUCGCAUUUUGAAUGAAAUGCCACCAGAUAUAAGUUGUAUUCCAAAGUGGUCUUUUGAUGGAAGUUCUACUGGACAAGCAAAAGCUGAAGAUUCGGACACAAUGCUUAUACCGGUAGCUAUGUACAAGGAUCCAUUUCGCAUGAGUCCACAUGUAUUGAUAUUAUGUGAAACAUUCUAUGGAGACGGAAAUCCGACAGCUACAAAUCAUAGAGCAAAAUGUGCACAAGUAUUAAGUAAUAUAUCAGACCAAGACCCUUGGUUUGGUAUAGAACAAGAAUACAUAAUAUUUGAUUCUGACAUGUGGCCAAUUGGUUGGCCAAAAUCUAGGGGAUUCCCAGCGACUGAAUCACUAUAUUCCUAUUGUGGGAUAGGGGAACACGUUGCAGGGCGAGAUAUUGUCGAAUGCCAUGCUAGAUCGUGUCUUUAUGCAGGAUUGGAUUAUGGGGGUUCUAAUGCUGAGGUUAUGAAGGGGUCUUGGGAAUUUCAAGUUGGACCUGUAAAAGGAAUAAAAGCAGCUGAUGACUUAUGGAUCGGACGUUAUUUGCUCAAUAGAAUUGCUGAAAAUUUUGGAAUGAUUAUAAGUUAUCACCCUAAGCCAAUGGGUAACGAUCAGCCAGGAAUUGGUUGUCAUCACAAUUUCAGCGUGAAAAAAAUGCGUGAUGACGGGGGUCUAAAAGAAAUAGAAAAGGUUUGUAACGUUUUAUGCGAACAACAUGCCGAACUGAUUAAAAAUUAUGGUCUUCAGGAUGGUGAAGAAAAUAAGAAACGUUUGACUGGUAAAUUUGAAACCGCUUCUUAUGAUUCGUGCAGAUGGGCUGUCGCAGAUCGUGCUGCGUCAGUCAGACUCCAAAGAAGCGUAAUUUCAAAUAAAAAAGGUUUCUUAGAAGACCGGCGUCCUGCUGGCGAUUGCGAUCCAUAUCGAGUAUGUGCUCUCAUAGCGUCAACGUGCAACACAGUUAAGUAAAAAGAUU
Leptidea sinapis is the source of this 1231-nucleotide messenger RNA. RefSeq names its product glutamine synthetase 1, mitochondrial-like. Lineage: Eukaryota; Metazoa; Arthropoda; Insecta; Lepidoptera; Pieridae. Gene Ontology annotation, molecular function: glutamine synthetase activity. The transcript has a single exon. Bases 49 to 1224 code for a protein of 391 amino acids. The record is from RefSeq and is a predicted model, not a curated record. Gene Ontology annotation, cellular component: cytoplasm.